AAUGUGUAGUUAUGAUUGCUGUAUCAAAGUGCUAGUAGCUGGUCUGAAAUUGGUGAAAAUUACAGGAUAAACAUUGAUGAAAACAAGCCUAAAAGCCAUCCCCAGUAAUAAUCAUAUAAAAUUCCAAAUACUACUCUGAUUUGUGGUAAAAGCUGUAGCAGUGGUCAAGGUGGUGUCAAAAGAAGUAGUGGAGGUGGUGAUGGCUGCAAAAACUACACUCAAAGUACAAAUGCAACGUUGCUUCAUUUAAUCAUUUUUAAGUAACUUUAAAUACACGUACAAAUGAUUUUACCACCGUAAACAGAGACUACUGAUUACGAGGCACACGCACACACAUCAGCAAGUAGUUGUUUAUGUGCGGCAGGAAAGAAAGUCCAAUAUUUCUGCUUCAUCAGUCAGAGACAGAAAACCCAUGUUCGGAAUGAGGAUGGAAUAAAACUUUUAGCAUAAACAGCAGAAACUGGGAGUUGAUUAAAUAAAUUCUCAGUUUUUCACAGUUCCAGUUCUGCAGUGUGCCAUUUUUCAGACACCUUGGUUUCCUACUAAUAUCCCAAAACAUCCAUAUCGGAGAAUUCUUUUCAUUUUGUGUUUUCUAAUCCUGGGACAGAAACCGACUGAGGGGUACAUCAUGUUUUUCAACUUUGGAAACUGCAUUGCAUAAUUUGUCUUGAAGCAUCUGCCAAUUUCCAAAACAAACAGGUAACAGUGUGUGUCAGCAGGGUUGGAUACUGAUAUGCCUGCGCCACUGUGUCAUUAAAUUCCACAUUUUUCGUAUGUGUCAGUCAUACCCAGGAUGUAAAGAGCAGCUGGGCGGUAUUUCACCGUUGGGUCUCCGUCCGUAUGACAUGACCAUCACGGUGUCGGGAUCCUUUUAGAGGCCAAUCCCAGCACAUGAGAAUAUGGACUAAAGUGCAUCACGGGACCAACAUAAAAAAAGCCUCUGUUAUACACAGAUCACGGUGUACCUGCCGCCACAAUGCCACCCACAUUCUCCCAACUUUCCCAUACAGAACAAGGUCGGCAAAAUGUGUGGGUUUACAUAGAAGUCCGCUUUCGCAGAAUAAGAGUAACGUAACGGUGACAUGCAGUGUGACAGUGUUGCAUAACAACGAUGACAGGUGAGCGUUUUUUUUCCCUGUUGACAUCACGCAAACAUAGGUUAGCAAAUGUGAUUAGUUCGUCUCUGAUUUAAUACAUUUGACAUAGAUGAUAAAUAUUUUGCCAGUGUCUCUGCAGCUUUGAUAUAAGGCUCACUCUCAGUCUUCAAAUAUAUUAAAUUCUUUAGGAAAAUCCUAUAAUCCUUCAAUGUGUUGACCACUAAUAAAGCAAAAGCCAAGAUGCAAAUUCAAUAAUGACCUAAAGGUGACAUCGCUGCUGCAUGGAGGGAAAUAGAAAGGACGUGACCUGUGUGUUGGAUGUGACAACGCUGAGUACAAGCGUCCAAGCCACCGGCACAAAUGUAGAAAUGCAAUUUAAAAAAAGGAAUGACUAAUAAAUAGAGAGAGAGAGAGAGAAAGAUAGAGGGCGAUAGAGAGAAAGAUAGAGGGCGUGAACUAUGUGAGGUUUAGGGGAGGAGGUGUAGAUGAUGUAGAGAUGUAGACAUUGAGCUGAGCAAAGAAUCCGAGGAGGAGGAGGGAGAGAGAGGGAGAGGGAGAGAGAGAGUGGAAUAGGAAUGGAAGAGGUGCAGGAGGAGAGAGAGGCUGAAUUAUAGAGAGCCACAGAGAGUCUUCAUGUGCGCUAGAGGAGAAUACACGAGGAGGAGGAGAGUACGGCUUCACCUUCGUCUCCAGAGGAGGAUUUCCAGCCGACACUUAUAAUAAUAAUAAUAAUAACAACAACAACAAACUAUAGCAGUGACGCUGAUAGAGAUUCUUCUGCUUUCAUCAUUUUUUUUGAAGUGCACUUCACGAGCGAGAGGAUGUGGAGCAGAACACAGUCUCCUGAGCAGCUCUGCCACAUUCAGGUCUGACGGUUAAACCACACACUGAGCCAUGGCUUCGCUGCUUGGCAAUGUGAGCGUUCCUGAGAUCACGUCGGCCCCGGUGAUGAUGACUGACUGGUCAUUCAACCUGACGACCGGACCGGUGUCAGGUCGAUCUCUGGCUCCCCUCUGCACCGUCUGCAGCUGUGGUUUUGUCAACCGUACCCUGGCGGUGGUUUUCAUGAUCAGCCUGGCGUUUGCCAUCGUGGUCGGAAACGUGAUCACACUUACCGUGAUGGUGCAAACGCGGCAGUCGAGAUCACCGCAGGGAUAUCUGAAAGUGUCGUUGGCCAUGGCCGACAUGAUGGUUGGUGUCCUGGUGGUUCCUUUCAGCGUCUACACUGAGAUAUUUCUCAUGGUGAUGAGCACUCCUCCACUUUGGUACCAGGGCAGUUCCAUCAGUGGAACAGACAAUCCCUGGCAGCCCUGCAUGCUGAUUGGCCCCGUCUUUGCUGGAUGCACUUUUGUUUCCAUCAGCACUAUUUUCCUCAUGACCUUGGAGCGGAGCAUUGCCAUACUGUGGCCACUCCACAAGGACACCGUGGUCACCCAUAAAAGGACGCUGUUCUUUGUCCUCAUCUCGUGGGUAGUGAGCUUCCUCCUGGCUCUGGCUCCUCUCAUCUUCAGCAGUAACUUCAUUCUGGAGUACAAUGAGUGCAGCCGCAUGUGCAACUACACGCCGCUUUUGCAUGGAAAGCAGCUGCGGUCUGACGCCUACAUUUUGCUUUUAUUCCCAGCGUUUGACUUCACACUCCUGGGCGCAACAUUUGCAGUGAAUGUCUUGUCUUUCACUACUAUUCGCCGGUACUCCAGAAAACGUAAACUGCUCUCAGAAGGGAGCCUAAACGAGGGGGGCGGUGGAGGAGGGAAGGGAUGCCAGCAGAGGCCCUCCUUCUCAGAUAUUAAAGCUGCCAAGACCAUCGGCAUCCUCACAUUUGCCUUCACAGCAUCCUUCUCUCCCAUUGCAGUGUUUGUGCUGGGGAAUGUAGUGGGCUAUACCUGGUGUAAUUUUUCCUUUUUUGCCUUCUGGAUGCUGACAGGAAACAGUUGCUGUAAUGUUAUCAUUUACAGUGUCAGGGACCAGCGCUUUAGGAAAGGCGUGAUGCUCCUCCUUCACAGAGAACAAUCUCACCCAAACAGUGAAAAGCCCUAGGAAACACAAAUCAGUUCAUUGACUUGCACAGUUAACCACCUGUGGAUUGGCUCAGCUUCACAGGGCUAUUUUCAAUUUUUUUUUCUGGGGACCCAAGUGAAUAGACAUUAUUCGUAAACUCCUGGGAAACAUGAUGCAAGACAACCCCAAAAAAAAUCUCUUGCGUCCCACCUGAGGGUCGCGACCCAGUCUUUGGGAAACAAUGAUUGAAACAUAUAUUACAUUAUGACAGUGAACGAGCAGGAGAGGAGUUCAUUGAUUUACUGAACUACAGCACUGUGGCCAUAUCUUCUUGUUCAGGUUUUAAUUCAAAAACGGGAAAGUGAACAAAGAAAAGUGAUCAUACGCAAUAAGUAUCUUAAAUCCCUUUUAGAGGUUAAGCACAACACAACAUAUUGUUGUAAGAUACACACAAUUACAGUGGGGCCUCGAGAUCCGAGCUACCCGGAAUAGGAGCUUUCCAAGUUAUGAGGAAGCAACUUUUGCAAGAUUUUCCUCCUGAUACAAGGAAACAUCGAGUUACAAGUCCUCAACCGAGCUCCAGUUUUUCAAUUGACUGACGGUCAAUUAAUUAAUAAUUAAU
Cynoglossus semilaevis (tongue sole) is the source of this 3717-nucleotide messenger RNA. Its product is annotated as trace amine-associated receptor 13c. Gene Ontology annotation, molecular function: G protein-coupled adenosine receptor activity. The record is from RefSeq and is a predicted model, not a curated record. Lineage: Eukaryota; Metazoa; Chordata; Actinopteri; Pleuronectiformes; Cynoglossidae. Gene Ontology annotation, biological process: G protein-coupled receptor signaling pathway. Gene Ontology annotation, cellular component: dendrite; synapse; plasma membrane. The transcript has 3 exons. The coding region runs from base 1992 to 3134 and encodes 380 amino acids.